AAAAAAAGCAGCAACAAAACUUUAAAAAAAAUGUCAUCGGUGGUACUUGAUCUAUUUAUGGAGGACGAAGACGAGGAGGAGGAAGUGGAGGAGAGGAAAUACCUGAUGGAAGAGGAAGAGGAGGAGAUGGAGGAGGAGGAUCAAGAAAGAAGAGGAGAAGGAGGAGGAGAAUUACUAAGAGGAGGGAAUGCGUCAAGAGUCCUGUACGAAGAGGAGGAGGAAGUGAUAACAAGAGGAGGAGGAGGAAGAGGAGGAGUAAGAGGCAUAAACACCAUAACCACCUCUUCCUUUCCUCAUUACACUUCCUCCUUCUCCUCCUCCUCCUGUUUUUCCUCCUGGCUGGCUCCUCCCACCUCUCCUCUCCCGCUCUUCUCCAAUCUACUCCAAGAGCCCACUAAGCCAUCAACACAGCCCUCCUCCCCCUCCUCCUCCACCAGCAUGCCAGACAACCCAGCAAUCACCCUUCCAGCUGAUCCAUUCUCUCAGGAACUGUUUUCAGAGCUGGACAUGAUGGAUUUUCCCCAAGGAGAUGUGUCCGAGUCCAGCAGUGACGAUGACCUCAUCCACAAACUCUCCAACGACCUUGAGCUUCCCUUGGCCCUGGAUGACAUGGAGCCAGUGCCGCCGUGGCCCUGUCAGCCCGGGGACGUCUUCCAGGCACUGGCCACUGGGAACACCUCCGCCAUGUCCCCGGCCUCCUCCUCCUCUUCAUCCUCGUCUUGUAACUCAAAUUCCUUCAAGUAUGAUGGUGAUAUGACAGCGGAGGAGAUGCUGACGCGCACACUCUACCCUAACCUGGUGGCGAGCCCCGGGCCUGAGCUGCGGGGGAUGGAACCGGAGAGUCUGGUGAAGGAGGAGCCGGCCUCUCCGCAACACAUCGUGCAGCUGCCGCCCUCCCCCGACGACACCAAAGACAUCUGGGACCUGCUGUGUGGGGGCGACGUCAAGCCCAACGUCAAGGUGCUGGACACUCCCCCAAUCACCCCACCCCAGAGUGAGGCCUCCCCCCCACACAGCCCCCAGCCCCCUUCCCCUGUGGCCAUGGUGUUGGGUCAGCACCAUCACCCCCUGCAGCAGCACCAACAGAAGCCCUUGGUCAGCAGUAGUAGUGGAUCUGGCAACCAUCUCUCUCAGCCCAUCAAAGUCGUCACCAUCACAACGCGGAAUGGAGGGUCAGGACCUGGGCCAACAAAGGGUGGGCGUGUCACCAAAACCAUGAAAAUUCAGCCCAAGGUGAUGAGCCCGUCUUCUGUGCAGACACCCCAGCCACAGGUCAUCAGUAUUGUCAACUCCUCCUCUGUGCCCAAGCUGACCCUGCCCAAGACUGCUGUGACGAGAACCCUCCCAGCAGCCAGCCCCAGAGUAGUGCAGGUGAAGACCCCCGUCAGCCAGCCCCCCGCCAGCACCUCCCCCAUCACCAGCCCGCUCCCCUCCAUCAUCACUGCAGUCAGCAGUCCAGUAUCAGUGACGACAACUGCACCGCCUUCAGCCCCCCUGGCCCCCCUGGCGCCAGCUCUCACCCCGGGCAUGAAGCAGGGCAGCAUACCCGAUCUCAAGGCAUUCAAGAGACAGCAGAGGAUGAUCAAGAACCGGGAGUCUGCCAGCCUCUCCCGGAAGAAGAAGAAGGAGUACCUCACUUCCCUAGAGGCCAGCAUCUCCGACCUACAGAAAGAGAACCAGAAACUGAAGGAGGAAAAUCUUCUGCUGCAGCAGCGCUUGUCAAGUCUGGAGACGGAGUGUGAUUCUCUGCGUCGAUCAGCUGGCCGAGCCUCAAACCGAAAGACCACUACGGCUCUGUUUGCUCUCAUCUUCCUGUUCUCUCUCAACCUUGGACCCUUGUCGGGAAUCCUCUUGGGUGGAGAGUCAAAGCUGGACUCUCUCAAGGGGAUCCUGAGAGGGAGUGAUGAGCUGAAAGUCCCUCCCAGCUUCUCGCAGCGGUCUCUCCUGUGGUCAAGGGAUGACGCAGCCGAGGAUGGUGGAGCUUCGUCACAGCUAGGCACCAACACCUCGCACACCUGCCCCAUGUACAUCAAUGCCACGGAGAGUCUGAGGCUGGAAACUGAGCUCAGGGACUGGUUUGAACACAAGUUCCGACCUUCAAAGACAGACCGCAAGAAAGACGACAUCACGGCCGCUGCUGCUCCUGCUUCCCCAAAGACCAAGGAAGCGCGGAAGGGGCUGGCAGGGCACACAGGGGAGGCAGUCAAGGGGGUAACAUCAGGAAGAACCAGAGAAGCUAUCAGUGAGGUGUGGAAUGCCCUGGCCCCUCCCCACCCACCCCCAGCACACCUGUACCACUACAUCCACCCUGAGGCCCUGCACGUUGACCCUCCUGCCAGGCCCGAGGAGCAGCACGCUGUCCUAGCCUCGGCACCACGCCUGUCGUCCUUCCUUGAGGCAAUCCAGCGCCGUGAUGACACUUACUACGUGGUCUCCUUCUCCCCCGACCACCUCCUUGUCCCUGCCACAGCCCGUAAUGACUCGGCACGCCCCCGCAUGUCCCUCCUCAUGCCAACUCCACGGCCAAUCAACGAGUCCCUGGCUCCUCCCAGGGACCACGUGGCUCUCAUGCAGAUUGACUGUGAGGUGAUGCACACCCGCCUUGUACACGUGUCUGAGGAGUUCAUUCCUCCACACCUGCGUGCUGGUGGCAGCAACGCCUCACAUCCAACAUCACAAGCUCCUCCCGAGACCCCCCACCCUGCUCGUGGGGAUUCCAGGCGACGGUCAAAGUCAAGACCAUCACUGCCCACCCAGUAGCCAUGAAGGGCAUGAAGGUAAGGAACGAUUCUACCUGUGGCAGGGUUGGGGUAUUGGGCAAACAGGCAGCCAAGUCUAUAGGCCAGUUUGUCCUGAACUCUUGCACAGAAGAGGAUAUGCAAAUCAAUGCAGUAAUUUAGAAGGGUGCUGAGCAGGGAACUGGCUGGCUCCCCUGUAAAUACCAGAUGAAAGUUGGAAUGCAGCACGUGUUGAAAGAUAAUGCUUGUUCUCCGAGGCAUUUACUUGCCACCGGUGACAAUGUUAGGCUCAGGGCAACACGGAAUCAAAUGGAAGCCUCAGUCAGACAAAGCUUGAAAUAGCAGCUUUGACAGGUUGUAUGCUGACAGAUAUAUUCUAUUUAUUGUUGCAUACAAUAGAAUGUUGACUAAUUAAUUCCUAGGUCCUAUGACAGGACUAUAACAUUUUUCCUGUACAGUUAGUUAGAUAGGAGCUGCAGAAUAUAAUUUUUCCUGUUACUGUUGAACCAUUCCAAUGUCUUGGAAGUUUUUAAGUCUUCUUUACAUUUUAUUUAUGUUAUGGACUGGACCUACAAAUGUGUUCCUCUAUUGUGUGUGUGUGUGUAUGCAAAGUACAAGUUUGUGUACUGUAAAUGUGUGGGAUGUGUUUAAUGAAGGGAGGGAGAAUAUAUUGAGGCUGGUGUAAGUACAAGGGAGGGUGAUAUGUUGUAUUCCCAAGUUGUGGGAGUGUGCAGAGCUGUAGGGCAAAGCUACGAACCUGAUCAUGGGUUUUCUUAAGGUAAGAGAUGUCUUAAUACCUACACAUACAGGGUGCCCCCUAAGACUGCAGCAUUUAUCCAGACAAAUCAAAUAACAAGAAAUAUUUCUAUGCUAUGAAAGACAAGUGGUACAAAUUUCCCUGAGGAUUUAUUGUUUAGAGUUCAAUGCUUUUCUAAGAAAAUUGCUUGACAAAAAUCAAACACCUUUAUCAUCUUGAACCUUUCUGCCAGCACUUUUUGUAUUUCUAUAAAUAUCCUAAACAUUUCCACAACACAUUCAUGCUUCUCCCUAAAGUGGUUUUGUCGCUGUGCCGAAUUAUGCAUUUGUAUUGUGACGUAUGUCUGUAAAGAGAUACCACAUUAGGAAUCAUUGCAAAAGGGGCCAGACUACUUAUUCAGCUUUCAGGGUGAAGGUCGGUGUUGAAUGUCAGACCCAUUUUUCACUAAAAUGAAGUUUUGAGUGUACAAUUUUUAAUAUUAUUGCAGUCUUAAGUGGCAUCAACCAAGUCAAAUUAAUGGUGCAAAAUGUUAGUGAUUUGGUGCCAGAGAGCAAGAAAUGCAGCAGGGGUGCAGGUCCUGUACACUUUUGGGUGUGUUGCAUCAUCUAUCUACUUGAAAGUACAAGUUCCUGGUGAUGUCAUGUGCUUUUGACCUUCAAAAUACAGGACAACAAAGUGAAAACUAUCACACCUGCACUGAUUGUUAUUAAGUGCAUUUAUUUUUUAUUUAUAUAUGUCUUUUGCAGAAAGGUGCUGUGAUUGUCUUUGGAGGAGCAGGUUUAGCAAACAUUGGAAUACUGUUGGUUAAUAUUAAUGUUGGCUUGAAACUGAAUUGAUGAAGACACAACUUGAAUAACAUUGUUAUUUUCACCUGCAUAGGUAACGAUAUUUUAACAGUUUUCCCUCAAUCUUUUGUAUAUAUUAUUUAUUUUCUUCUACAAAUACCUUUCUAUAGUACACCAUAUAAGGCUGUGAUUGUUUAGUUUCCUUUUCUCAUGGGAACAUGAGAAAUGUUGACAUUUUAACAGAAUUUUAUUUGUUUUCUCAAAAGAGGUGGUUCCUGUCCUUCCUUAUAUCCCAACUGGAUAGUCCAAAGAAACUAAAGGGCAGGAGGUUGUUAAAGAGGGACACGCUGUCCUCUGUUAAGUACCUUAACUGUGUGUUGGUUCAGAGCAAAAAUCAAUGUUACUUUGACUGCAUGACACAAUUAUUACAUCUCAAUGCAUUAGAGAAGAGUUAAGACUUGUAAACUCCUUACCAACACCAUGUAGUGGCAAGUGAGUGAGCAGUAUGGUGCUGAGGAUACACACACUGGUUGUGCCCUAAGCUUUGCACCACUAGUAUUCACAGUCUUCAGUUCAGACCUUGCCAUAAACUCUGAAAAUUGCAAACUUGCCCAUCAAAAGCAGCAGCAGCAGCACACAAUUCUGCGGGGAAUGUGUUGAAUUACAGCAAGAGACACCAUGAUAUGGGACUUCAAAUUCAUGAGUGUGAUAGCAUCUACCUGUCUGGCAACAUCAGUAGUCACAAGUAAUUUCUGACUAAUUAGUUGACAGCUGGCUUGGUUCAGAACAAGGACGCUCUCAUUUGUAUCCUUCCCUUCAAGUAAGGGAAUGCCCGUAAACAACCAUUCCCUUACAUGGAGGGCUAGGUACAAAGACAAGGUCAAACAAGAGCAGCUUUGCUCUGAACCAAGCCAGCUGUCAAGUAACUCUGCAGGAAGUUCUUGCAGCUACUAUCACAUCAGCUUAAUAUACAGAGUUUCUGGAAAGGAUGGCUGCCCAUGACUGAAAAUAAACUUCUUAGCUACAAACUAAUUCCUCAUGCAUGUAACUUGUCUUUGAAGAACUACCGGGCACUAGUUUCCAUGUCUGACCACCUUUGACCGUGGUGUCUGUCUGGCACAUUUUUUUGCUAUGAACUGUAACUUUUUUGUACAAUUAAAAAGGAAUUUAUUUAGGUUAUAUUUUGCAGUGUGUGUGUGUGUGUGUGUGUUUGUAUGCACAUAAUGCAUACAUCUAGUUACUAAGAAUGAUAAAGUGACUAUUUGACUGUCUAGUUUGGAAAUGUUAUGUUUAUGAUUUAACAAGUUGUAUGAAAAAAAUCUUAACAACUUCAGUGGUGAAAGGAGGAGCUACAGCUUUUGCACUUUUGUAAUUUAAUUAUCUGAAAAUAGAUAGUGUAAUAAUAAAAAUACCUUAAUGAA
Molecule: messenger RNA, 5701 nt
Organism: Eriocheir sinensis (Chinese mitten crab)
Lineage: Eukaryota; Metazoa; Arthropoda; Malacostraca; Decapoda; Varunidae
Gene: Atf6
Product: cyclic AMP-dependent transcription factor ATF-6 alpha-like
Exons: 15
Coding region: 31-2760 (909 amino acids)
Biological process (GO): endoplasmic reticulum unfolded protein response; regulation of transcription by RNA polymerase II
Cellular component (GO): nucleus
Molecular function (GO): DNA-binding transcription factor activity, RNA polymerase II-specific; RNA polymerase II cis-regulatory region sequence-specific DNA binding
Source: RefSeq, a predicted model, not a curated record